Nicotiana tabacum (common tobacco) is the source of this 1295-nucleotide messenger RNA. RefSeq names its product serine/threonine-protein kinase ZRK4-like. The record is from RefSeq and is a predicted model, not a curated record. Gene Ontology annotation, molecular function: ATP binding; protein serine/threonine kinase activity. Gene Ontology annotation, cellular component: plasma membrane. Gene Ontology annotation, biological process: cell surface receptor signaling pathway; protein phosphorylation. Lineage: Eukaryota; Viridiplantae; Streptophyta; Magnoliopsida; Solanales; Solanaceae.
UGGGAAUGAAAGUGUCUGGAAAUUCAAAAGACACAAAACAAAAGCAACGAAACUACCAAGUAAUUCAUAAGAGAGUCAAAUCGAUAGCCGUCUAAUGCUAUUUAUAGUCAUUUUCUGUGGAAUUUAUUUGGCAAGAACAAAUGCAUCAUUUUAGGGGACUCAUAAGCAAACUAAUUUCAUCCUUUGCCUCUGAAAAAAGGCUGAAGAAAGAGCAGUACUAUUUGAAGAAUGGAAGUGCAGUGCUAGAGGAGCUUAUUGCUUUAUGCGAUGGAAAAAGCCGAAUUCCCCUUCGUUACUUCAGCGCCAUAGAAAUCGAGAGGGCAAUCAAACAUUCAGAAAAAUCAUUAUACACCUGCCAAAGACAUAUGGUAAAAGGCUUACUAGACAAAAGCAUUGUUUUGGUUAGCUUCGCGUACACUACUUUCGUUGCAAAGUCCAACGAUAUAUGUCACGAUAUAGCAAUUACUUCUCAGAUGAGUCAUCUUAAGAACGUGCUUAAACUUAUUGGUUGUUGCCUAGAAUAUGCAGAACCUGUUCUAGUGUAUGAAUAUGUUGAGGCUAUAACUCUUGAUGAUUUACUUUUUCAUAAGGGUUAUUAUUAUAAUCAUGCUAGAAAUUCAUUAUCUUGGGAAAGUAGAUUGCGGAUUGCCAAUGCGAUUGCUUCAGCAAUUCUUUAUCUCCAUAGUGAAUUUACUACGCCCAUUAUUUAUGUAGACCUGCACUCACAAAAGGUGUUAAUAGAUCAGAGCAGUGGAGUUGCCAAACUAUUUGACUUUUCAUUGUCCAUAGCAUUGCCUCCAGGAGAGUUGGAAGUAGAUGCUCAAGGUGUGCGCGGAACAUGUGGUUAUUCAGAUCCAGAAUAUGCCUGCUCGGGUAUUGUCACUCAAAAAACUGACGUCUUCGGUUUUGGAGUUAUUCUCUUUCAACUAUUGACCGGAAAGAGAGCGCUUAUUGUUAAUGGCGAGAUGAGAGACUUAGACAAUGUGUCCAAUAUUGAAGAGUGUAAUGUAAUGGAUAUAGCGGAUCCUGCCAUUUUGGCCGAAGAGCGUGGAACAGAUAUUCAACAACAAUUGGAUGACUACUUAGAUCUUGUUAAGAGAUGCACACUCUCGAAGGGUGACGAUAGACCAUACAUGAUUGAUGUUGCAAAGGAAUUACGUCGAAUUGAGAAGUGUUUUCGUGCCCUCACUCAAGGUUUGAAUUAGAAAAUAGUACUCUAAAACUCAAUUGCACUUCACUCAUGUAAUUGUAAUUGUGAAUUUGUGACUAAUACUUGAAAGGCACAACUUCAAUCA